Molecule: messenger RNA, 2218 nt
Organism: Wyeomyia smithii (pitcher-plant mosquito)
Lineage: Eukaryota; Metazoa; Arthropoda; Insecta; Diptera; Culicidae
Product: serine protease easter-like
Exons: 4
Coding region: 163-2136 (657 amino acids)
Biological process (GO): proteolysis
Molecular function (GO): serine-type endopeptidase activity
Source: RefSeq, a predicted model, not a curated record
UGGCGUUAGUGGAUGAUCACUUCUUGUCAAACCGGUUUCUGUUUGUUGUUCUACGAGCUUCUUUUAGAGUAAAUCCGAAUCCACUAAGCCGAAAUAAAGUCAGUGUCAGUCGAGGCUAGGAUUCUAGCCUGUGCAGAUGUUUUUUGGGAUUUUGAUAUUCGGAUGAAACAAAAUAUGAAAAAGGUACUGAUUUUAGUAACGUUUGUGAUAGUGUUUGCUGGGGCCCAUGCAGCGGAUGAUCAGUAUCAGUGUGGUAUUCCUCGUGCGAGAACACAAUUUUUGAUUGUCAAGGGUGAAGCAGCUCUUCACGGCCAUUGGCCGUGGCACGUAGCACUUUGGUUGAAGCAGAAGGAUGGAAGUGAAAAGUACUCCUGCGGUGGAACGUUGAUCAGUUACAAGUUCGUCUUGACGGCUGCACACUGUGUUCUAAGUGAAAAUCGUCAUCAGUUGUUGAGGAGUGCAAAAGAUGUGACCAUCUGGGCUGGAGUGUUCAACCUCCGAAAUCCGGAACUGGACACACGGCAGGUGCGAUCGGUCGCCAAAAUUCAUGUGACGGGUUACACGAGAGACAGUUUACUGCAUGAUAUUGCCCUGUUGGAGCUGACGGAACCGGUUACGUACAGUGGGUAUGUUUUACCGGCAUGUCUAAAUGCGGAGCCGAAUCUGCGAACCGACGUCGGAGCGGUUGUGGGAUGGGGUGUGGCUGACGAUGAUAAACCAUCUCCGACGUUGAAAAAAUUGAAACUUCCGGUCGUUGCCGAAUCGGAGUGCCUGAAGAGCGAUCCGCUUAUUUUUGGUGUCGCACUGCAGCAGGAGCUGUUCUGUGCUGGAUUCGCCAAUGGUUCUGCCCCCUGCAACGGCGACAGCGGAGGAGGUUUGAUGAUGCAACGUGGAGACGCCUGGUAUCUGGCCGGGAUUGUUUCGUUUACGAAAGUCCGCGGCAGCGGUUCCGAUCUCUGCCUAGCGGAUUCCUACACUGCCUUCACGAAUGUCACCGCCUACUGGGAUUGGAUCGAGAAAACUACCAACAUUGACUUCCGAGGAAAAUACAAUGAAGAAAGAGACAUUCCAUGCAAAACCCCCGACGGAACGGACGGGACCUGCGUUCCGCUGCAACAGUGUGUAAACAUUUUCAACAUGAUUCGAGCUCCUCUGAUCGCGCAGGAGGACGUAACCUACAUCAGCCGGUCGGUCUGCCAUAUCGCCGGUAUUCCACGGGCCGUCUGUUGCGAGAAGCAACAGAUCGAACCUAUCCCACUGAAACCGAACGCGCUGCUGUUGCCCAGUGAUUGUGGCCGUUCAAGGGUGCGAACGUUUCCCCCGAACCGAGGUCAAAGUACGUCCGUUUUCGAGUUCCCCUGGAUGGCGAUGAUUCGAUUCCAGAUGAGAAAGAACGGAGUGAUUCCGUUCUGUUUGGGAACACUGCUGAACACUCGCUAUGUGCUUUCCGUGUCCGGUUGUAUGAGCAAACAAAAAACUGCCAAAGUGGAUCACGUUCGGUUGGGCGAACAUACAGAAUCCACCGACAUCGAUUGCACUUUCGACGAUCGGGGUAGACGUCUUUGUGCUGAACACGUGAUGGAUGUUAAAAUCGAAUCGAUCAUCCGUCAUCCACAGUUUGAUGUCCCGAUGUACACUAAUGACCUCGCGAUUGUACGCAUGGCCGCAGAUGUUCAGUACUCGGAUCACAUCCGUCCAAUUUGCUUACCACUGAACUCACCCCAUCGGACACGCAUUCCAGACAAUCUGCUGAUAACAGCCUGGGAUAUGGAUUUGAUGGCAAAGAACCAGUACAUAGGGGAGCUGCGCCGGUAUCCACAGAUAAAGGUCGACAUCGACACCUGCCAGCGACGGCUGGAAGCGGUUGGCUUUGCACCGUCUCUCACGGAGGAUCGCAUGUGUCCCCAGCAGCUAGGACCGGAGUUUAACUGUCAACGCAUGGCUGGGGCUCCGAUCGGAGCCUAUGUGGACAUGGAUGGUGAACGAUUCGUGCAGUUUGGACUGUGGAAAUUUGCUCCUCUUAAUUGCACUGUUCGAGAGUCAGUGCCUGCGUUGGCCAUGAACCUCGGGCGCUACCUCGAUUGGAUUUUGGAUAACAUUCUUCCGUCGGAUUUGAGUAUCAUCAAGAAAACGUGAAUGUAGUAAAAAAUCAGAUGCGGCCAUAUCAAAGCUUCGUAGUCAUUUCAAACCAUGCAAAUUAAACAGAAAAACCAAUUUU